CCAUGCUUGUUUAAGGCCCACCCCUACAUCAGCAAUGUGGUCGGAUACACAACCCUGUUCGCAUCCGCGGACCUCAUACAGCAAAGCAUGCUUGGAGGGAAACAGAGUGGAGGAUUAAACACAGACAAGGGAACACACACCAUCCAUGACUCAGAGGGGGCCAAGCUUAACAUGGAGGGAACCAAUAUUUCCACUGGUACUAAAAGUGUCACAACAUGGGCUGAUAUUGACUGGGCCCAGACCGCUCGAGUGGCCUUUGUUGGGUUCUGUUUCCAUGCCAAUUUCAACUACCAUUGGCUGAAGGGGCUGGAGAGGAUGUUGCCAGGGGGAGGGGCCAAAAGGGUGUCAGGGAAGGUAGUGCUGGAUCAACUGGUUGCUGCCCCCGCUACUAUCAGUGCCUUCUUCAUAGGUCUUAGCGUAUUAAAAAACAAAGAGGACCCAUUGGAAAACUGGAGGGAGAAAUUCUGGACUUCAUACAAGACUGGAGUGGUCUACUGGUCAACAAUGCAGGCAUUGAAUUUCUCCCUGGUUCCCCCAGUUGCUCGUACAGUGUUUGUGGGUGGCAUCACGCUGGUGUGGACAGUAUUCCUGUGCCAUUUCAGACAGCAGAAAGAUGAUACACAAAACAAACCCCCCUCUCACUGAUAUGGAUGUUAUUGGAUGAGCUGUGUGAUGACAAAAUUGUGACAACUAUUUCAUUGAAUAGCUUUUAUGUGCUGCACGCUUAUAACUUGAUUAAAGUAGUUAUUUUAAAGAAUGUGUUUUUCAUCUUUGCAUGAUGGCAGGCAGCCUAGCAGUUAAGAGCGUUGGGCCACUAACUGGAAGGUCGCUGGUGCGAAUCCCCGAGCCUACGAGGUGAUAUAUCUGUUGAUAUACCCUUGAGCAAGGCACUUAACCCUAAUUGCUCCUGUAAGUCGCUCUGG
Molecule: messenger RNA, 923 nt
Organism: Oncorhynchus mykiss (rainbow trout)
Lineage: Eukaryota; Metazoa; Chordata; Actinopteri; Salmoniformes; Salmonidae
Product: mpv17-like protein
Biological process (GO): mitochondrial ribosome assembly
Cellular component (GO): membrane; cytoplasm; mitochondrion
Source: RefSeq, a predicted model, not a curated record